AAAUGGAUAAAAAUUUGAAAAUAGUUUCUUCUUUGUUAAUGAUCUGCAGUUCUCUACUCUGCAUCGAAUUACUCGUGACAUUCGUAAUUCAACAGAACGGUCGGAGUAGUUUUGGAUACGAAUCACUGCUUUCGAGGAUCGAAUUACUUACGAACGAGAUCAAGGCGAUGAACGUGGACAUGAAAUCUCGGACUGAUAUGAUGAAUGAAAAAGUUAUGGAGAAGCUAGAUCGACUCGAGACAACCCUCAUUAAACGUUUCGACAACAUGGAAAAUGUCAAGCUUGACAAAUUUGAAAGCAUUAAAAAUGACAUCAAUCAGCAUAUCAAUCAAACAUGUUUAAGAAAUGUGGAUCAGAAGAAUGAUAGUGAAGCUUUUUACGACAAAUUAGCCAGCCAAAUGAGUAAAGUACAAAAUACAGUUGAAGCUACGAAGACCGAUUUGGCGCUAAUCAAGAGUUUGGUUCCUCCGGAAUCGUGUAAGCAUCUAUCGUCUACCUUGUCUGGACAGUUCCAGCUACGACCCUUCAAAGAUGAGAACACGAUCGAAGUUUACUGCGAGCAGGCAGCGUUCGGUGGUGGCUGGUUGGUGUUUCAGCGCCGUUUCGAUGGGUCUGUGGAUUUCUUCCGGAACUGGACACAGUACAGGAAUGGGUUUGGAGAUGUUGGCGGUGAAUUCUGGCUUGGGUUGGAACAGCUGCAUCAGUUGACCAAAGACAGAAGAUUCGAGCUGAUUGUGGAGUUAGAGGCGAACGAUUCUGAUGUGUUGUUUGCAAGGUACGAUGAUUUUGCAAUAGGCAGUGAAAAAGAAAUGUAUUCCCUGAAAGGACUUGGGAACUUUACUGGAACCGCUCGCGAUGCUUUGAGUUAUCACAGAGGAAGAAGUUUUUCAACAAGCGAUAGAGAGACCGAAAACUGCUCGUACAACUACGCGACCGGUUGUAUGAGUGGUUGGUGGUAUAGCUGUGGCUUUAAGAGUGAUCUCAAUCAACCAUAUGUUUUGACGAAAGGAAACAUUAUUCAUUGGGCCGGAUUUCCUUAUAAAGAAGGCAUAAAAUCUACCAAAAUGAUGAUACGUGAAAUACAGUAAAAAAUUAUUUAUGUGAGUAUAAGCACGGCUUUGUUCUUCUUCUUUCUGGCUCUACGUCCCCACUGGAGCUUGGCCUGCCUCGCUUCAACUUGAUGUUCUUUGAGAAUUUCCACAGUUAUUAAUUGAAGGGCUUUCUUUGCCUGCCAUUGCAUGAAUUUGUAUAUUGUGAGGCAAGUACAAUGAUACACUAUGCCCAGGGAGUCGAGAAAAUUUUCCCGACCGGUACGGGAAUCGAACCCGCCGUCUCCAGAUUGGCGAUCCAUA
Aedes albopictus (Asian tiger mosquito) is the source of this 1352-nucleotide messenger RNA. RefSeq names its product microfibril-associated glycoprotein 4-like. NCBI's taxonomy places the organism in Eukaryota, Metazoa, Arthropoda, Insecta, Diptera, Culicidae. The record is from RefSeq and is a predicted model, not a curated record. The coding region runs from base 3 to 1088 and encodes 361 amino acids. The transcript has 2 exons.